GGAGUCUCAACCAAGGUGAGAGGAAGCUUUCCACAGAGACAGGGGAGGAGAGCUGACAGGAAACGCAGCCAGCGCCGGCGAAAGAAAGACUCCAAUUCCCAACCCCCAGCCCCGCGAGGUGCGGGGGCCGGCGGCGCAUGCGCGAGGCCCGGCCCCCAAUUCCCCCAGCGACGGAGGGAGGCCCCCGGCGGCCGGGAGGCUGCGAGCCGCGGCGGGACCCGAGCGCACGCAGGGCGAGGCGGCGGGGGCGAGCCAGGCUGCGGAGGCGGCAGUCGAGAUCGUGGAACGCCCAGCGCAAGGGCCCAACCGCGUGCAGGCAUCCGCGGGUACCGCCGGCUCUAUCCUGAUAGGGGCCCGGUGCCCGCAGACCCCACGCCCGGAGAGAGAUGCGGUGCGCCCUGAAAGCCUGGUAGCCUCAGACCGCUGCGCUGCUGAAGCGGUGAUGGAUGAGCCGUGGUGGGAAGGACGCGUCGCCUCGGACGUCCACUGCACUCUGCGCGAGAAGGAGCUGAAGCUGCCUGCCUUCCGAGCCCACUCCCCUCUCCUGAAGAGCCGCCGGUUCUUUGUUGACAUCUUGACCCUGCUGAGCAGCCACUGCCAGCUGUGCCCUGCUGCCCGGCACCUGGCCGUCUACCUGCUGGACCACUUCCUGGAUCGCUAUAACAUCAGCACCUCUAAGCAGCUGUACGCCGUGGCGGUCUCCUGCCUCCUGCUUGCAAGUAAGUUUGAGGAUAGGGAAGACCAUGUCCCCAAGCUGGAGCAGAUAAACAGCACAAGGAUCCUGAGCAGCCAGAACUUCUCUCUCACCAAGAAGGAGCUGCUGAGCACGGAGCUGCUGCUGCUGGAGGCCUUCAGCUGGAACCUCUGCCUGCCCACGCCUGCCCACUUCCUCGACUACUACCUCCUGGCCUCGGUCAGCCAGAAGGACCACCACUGCCACAGCUGGCCCACCACCUGCCCCCGCAAGACCAAAGACUGCCUCAAGGAGUAUGCCCACUACUUCCUAGAGGUUACCCUGCAAGAUCAUAUUUUCUACAAGUUCCAGCCUUCCGUGGUGGCCGCAGCAUGUGUUGGGGCCUCUAGGAUUUGCCUUCAGCUUUCUCCCUACUGGACCAGAGACCUACAGAGGAUCUCGAACUACUCCCUGGAACAGCUCAACACGUGCAUCGAAAUCCUGCUGGUAGCUUAUGACAAUGUCCUCAAGGAUGCCGUCGCAGUCAAGAGCCAGGCCUUGGCCAUGGUGCCUGGAGCACCCGCAGCCCCCACCCAAGUGCUGUUCCAGCCGUCCGCGUACCCUGGCCUCAGCCAGCCGACCACGAUGGCCCUGGCCCAGUUCCAAAGCCCCGUCCAGGACCUGUGCUUGGCCUACCGGGACUCUCUGCAGGCCCACCGUGCAGGGACCCUGCUCUCAGGGGGCACCAGCUCAUCCCUCCAUGCCCUGUACCCCACCCUCCAGCCCAUGGACGUGUGUCCUGUGCCGCUGCCUGCGUCCCUCAGCAUGCAGAUGGCCAUUGCAGCUGAGCCCAGGCACUGCCUGGCCGCCACCUAUGGGAGCAGCUACUUCAGUGUUCCCCACGCAUUCCCCACAGGCUGUUUCGACAGAUAGGACACUGUUAGCCAUACAAGGAGGCCUUGGAGACCCAGGCAGAAAAAAGAGGACACUGACGAGAGGAGCUUGGCCCAGCGAGGCGUUGGGAGGCUGUCCCCGUGGAGUCUGAGGGCCCUCGAAGAGAGAGAGUCGGUGUUCUUUUUAUAUAAAACUGACCAGAGCAAAACAGUCAAUGACAUACCUCACCCAAGAGCAUUCCUCUGGAAAACGUCUUCCACGUGUGGCUGGGGUGCAAGGGGGUGUCUCGGUGGCCACCCCCUGGGAAGGGCCCAGCCAGCAAAGAAAAGACCUGGGAAGAGGCCAGGAGACUGGGACCUGGAGACACACCAGCGGUCCAUGAACACGUCCAGGUUUUAGCAUCAAAGACUCCUUUAUUCCUUGCCGAUGGCAGCUACACCACUGAAAAAAAGGGGGCAGCCUGAUGUGUUCUCAGGACCCCCCCCCCGCCAGGGUGCUUUUCCUUCCCUGGCUCCAUACCCAGGGGCCUGUGUGUGCGUUCAUGCCCAAGCGGCCGCUUGCCGAGGUGCCAUGUGCGUGGCGGUCCUGCUUUGUUGUGGAACCGAAAACCUUCUUCAGCCUUUUAGAUAUUUCAUGUGCUGCUGCUUCCGAAGAGGCCUAGCUUUCUGUUCUGUUAGAUGUCUUGUUUACAUGCUGUAUCAGGGAUUUUGUGAUACUUGAAAAUUCCUUUGAAAAAUCGAUGGUGACUGCCACACUGCCUGUCCCACUCGAGGGCUGUAGGUUUUAACUAACCCUCCUUGGGACUGGCCCAUGGGUCACCACAGACUUUCCUUGGCAAAAGUAUAUGCUUGGGGAGAACCACUUUCCAGGCUCUCGGUUCCAGGAGAUUCCACAUCUUGGAUGCUCUGUUCACCUGUAGAACUUCACUCUCCACCCAGAGGAAAAAAGUUGUUGAAAAGUAGACAAACAUUUAAAACCAGCAGCCCCCACCUCCCUCCACCAUAUGCGUCUGGUGCAUGAGGUUAAAGCCAGCCUCAGCCUGGAGUUUGGCUCAGAGCAGAGGAUCCGAGAGGGGUUGCAUCAAAAGCCAGUAUCCGGGUCUCUGCAGUGAGGGGUGCUCAGGAAGACUCUUGGAGCCAUGUGCAAUAUGUUUUUAUUCUGAUGCAGCUUAUGCUCAGCGUGUUUUAUUUUUUGGUUGGUUUGGGAUCGGGGGACACGUUGUUCACCCGCUCGCUAGAACUGGGAGGUGCCAAGAGCCACAAAAGCGAUUUUUGUUUUGUUUUCUUUGAGAACCCAUCUUGGUUUUCUUGACUUGGUUGCCAGUCCAGGAGACUGGCGGGAGGGCUGCCGGGAGUUGGAUCCGAAGGUGGUGUUUGGCACAGACCGGAGCCUCGGCGUGGAAGCGGAGUAAGAGAAGAGCCUGGAUGCAGGCACGGCGUGGCCACUUUGUCACACUCGGAUAGGAAAGUGCACGUUUGUUUGUUGUUUUCUCCUUUUCCUUUGCCCACCUCCUUCUAUUUAUGUACAACUUGUUUGGAUCCCAAGUUAUCGCUUCUGUCUGCUCUGGGGCCGGGCGCUUGAGUGCUUGUGAGGGUCCCCCUGCCGCCCACCUGCCAGUAGAGCCUCACAGCCAGCCCGGCCCCCAGAAGAAGCCAUCCUACAAUAAACACGUCACCUGCUUGUG
Messenger RNA from Phacochoerus africanus (Common warthog), 3251 nucleotides. It is a transcript of the gene CCNJL, whose product is annotated as cyclin J like. The record is from RefSeq and is a predicted model, not a curated record. Gene Ontology annotation, molecular function: cyclin-dependent protein serine/threonine kinase regulator activity. Gene Ontology annotation, cellular component: cyclin-dependent protein kinase holoenzyme complex; cytoplasm; nucleus. Bases 443 to 1606 code for a protein of 387 amino acids. The transcript is spliced from 6 exons. Gene Ontology annotation, biological process: mitotic cell cycle phase transition; regulation of cyclin-dependent protein serine/threonine kinase activity. Lineage: Eukaryota; Metazoa; Chordata; Mammalia; Artiodactyla; Suidae.